Messenger RNA from Closterium sp. Naga37s-1, 1065 nucleotides. Lineage: Eukaryota; Viridiplantae; Streptophyta; Zygnematophyceae; Desmidiales; Closteriaceae. The record is from the annotation of a GenBank genome assembly.
AUGCCCAUGAGUGCUCGCAUGCGCACUGCUGCCGCUGCUGCUGCAUGGGGACUAGUGCCGUGUGGAAGAAAGAGAGGGAUGGACAGUGCUCCUGCACCUGCCCCUGCCCCUGCCCCCGCUGCUGCUGCAGCUACUGCAGCUGGGGAGAGCAGCGGCGACGACGGUGGUGCUGCUGCUGCUCCUGCGGGGGGUGUAAAAGCUCUAAUUGCUGCUGCCGCUGCUGCUGCUGCUCCUCGGGGGGGAGUAAAAGCUCUCAUUGCUGCUGCUAGUGCUGCUGAAGGGGGGGUGAAACCUCUCAUUGCCGCUGCUGCUGCAGCAGCAGAAGUCGACUCUCGGAUUGCCGCUGCUGCUGAAAGCGGAGUUGGCUCUCUCACUGCUGCUGCUGCAGCAGGGGGCGUUAGUCCUCUCAUUGCUGCUGCGCCUGUAUCUCGCUGCCUGGUCCCCCCUCCACUCCCCUUCUCCACCUCCUCCCCUUCCUCCUCACUCUCCUCCUCACUCCCCCACUCCUCCCCUCCCUCCUCUCCCUCCCCCCCCCCUCCUCCUCUCCCCGCGUCUCACACUCCCUCUCCUCCUCUCCCCCCGCUCCCCGCUCAUCCGUCCCCCCACGCGCCUGGCAAUUCAAAGAAGGGCGAGAAUCAGCGCUGGAAUAAGGGAGAGGAAGAGGAGGAUAAGAAGGGCGCUCGUCCCUCCCUUCCCCCCUCACCUCCCCUCUCUCACGCUCCUCCUCCUGCCCCCAUCUUUCCCUUCCCCGCUCUCCUCGCUUCCCCCCCCAUGCCUCUUCCCCCCAUGCCUCUCUCCCCCAUUGCCCCACACCGGGGCCCUGGAACCCCUUUCCCCCCUGCGCCUCCCGCCGUCCUUCCCCCCCCUGCUCCCCCUGCCCUUGCCUUCCACCUCCCCCCUGCUCUUCCGCCCCUCUCCUCUCUCUCAUUACAUCCUCGCGGAAAUUUCCCCCAUGCGUCCAACCUUCCCCUCUCCGUUCCCCCCCUCCCCCUGGUCUCUUCCCCCGAAUCCGCGCCUCGAUUUGUUGCCCAAGCCGUUUCUGCAAGCUCUCUGUGGGAACAGUAA